Messenger RNA from Bactrocera oleae (olive fruit fly), 1719 nucleotides. RefSeq names its product Forkhead box L1 (gene FoxL1). The record is from RefSeq and is a predicted model, not a curated record. Gene Ontology annotation, molecular function: RNA polymerase II cis-regulatory region sequence-specific DNA binding; DNA-binding transcription factor activity, RNA polymerase II-specific. Lineage: Eukaryota; Metazoa; Arthropoda; Insecta; Diptera; Tephritidae. Gene Ontology annotation, biological process: anatomical structure morphogenesis; cell differentiation; regulation of transcription by RNA polymerase II.
UACGUACACAACUACAUGCGUAAACAAAUUCAUUCGUAUAUGCAUAUAAGCAAUUGCAGAGAUAAAUGAGGGAAGUACUUUUCAUUUUCCAACUCCUCCACGAUCGCGCCUGCAGAGUUAGGCUGCUUAGCCGCCAGUCUGUAGUAGAUCAUCGCCCAUUCGUGGUGUACUAAUUUUCCUGCGCCUCUCAACAGAAUUUAUAAUUUUUCUUAACGUGCAAGCGUCGCACUUACGUUUCGUAUGCUCAACGUGGCGCAACGCGUCGGUAUUUUCGGAUUUUAGUCGUUCCGUUUUUUUUUUUUUUUGACGAAUGAUCGUUAAGGCACUCGUUAUUACUUGUCAAGUGUAACAGUUUUUAGAAAAGUUACUAAGUGAAAGUGCUUAUACACACAUACUUAUAUAUAUAUUGUUCGUUUAUACACCUUUAUGAUGCUACCUUCACCGUAUUACCCGGCCUCCAGCGCACUGAAUGAGCUGCAAUUGGCGCGCGGCGAGUUUGUUUGUGCGAAUAAUCCGUCGGUUGCCGCAUUGUUGUCGGAGAAUAAUGUUGCUGCCGCCGCUUACUAUUAUCAGCAAUUGAAUCCUUUUCUGCGCAUUAAUCCGAAUUUCUGGUCAAUGCCGUUAUCUUUCCUGCAGAGCUCACAUCGGCCGGAAAAGCCACCGUUCUCCUAUAUUGCCUUGAUCGCGAUGGCCAUCAGCAGCGCUCCGAAUCAACGACUUACACUGAGUGGCAUCUACAAAUUCAUCAUGGAAAAAUUCCCAUAUUAUCGGGAAAACAAACAAGGAUGGCAAAACUCCAUACGACACAACCUCUCUCUGAACGAUUGUUUCGUGAAGGUGCCACGUGAUAAAAACACAAUUGACGAUAAUGACAACUCCGGCAAAGGAAGUUAUUGGAUGCUGGACGCAUCGGCCAAUGAUAUGUUCGAGCAAGGCAACUAUCGGCGUCGACGCACGCGACGGCAAAGGCAUUGCAUUAGAAAUUCCAGCGGUUCAGAGGAUAAUUACCAACUGGAAAAGCAUCAAGUUUUCGAAAGCACUGUGGACGAUCCUUCCGCUGCAACACAAAGUGACCUUAACACAUUCUGCAACAAACACCCGCCACCAAUGGGCUUAAAUUACUCCGAUCGCAUUACCGAGUUGCACCGACAAUAUUUGGCUUCGAUUGCGCCAUUCAACAUACUCUUUCGAAAUGAACCGCCAGCACAGCCAAAGAUCGCCACCAGCACCGCCGGCACAACAACGCAUCUCACCACAAAUCGCGAACUGGCCUUACCACAUGUGGGCACAAUAGUGCCGCUAUUGAGCACAAAUCCAGACGGUAGCCAGAAUUCAUUUCGUGACAUGGACAGCUUCGAUCUCUCCGGUGGUGCCUACUCCAACAGCAACAGUUCGGUGGAUAGCACACGACAAGCAAACACCUUUUCACCCAGCGCCUUCACACCCAUUACACCAGCUCGUAGUACGCAGCCUCUACCACCGCUGACACAGCCUCAGCUGCAGUCGCAACCAAAGGCACUCACAUCCGCUUUUACCAUCGAGAAUAUUAUUAAGAAAGACUGAAGGGAGGACAAGUGGACGGCACCAAAUACGCGGUAUACUCACAAAUUUACUUAAAUAUGUAUUUAGUAUAUAUGUACCUAGGAUAGUCAAGAUCAUAACUACCACGAGAUUAUGUGAUAUCAUAUCAAUAAAAUAGAAUCAAUAAAGUUAAAUAAA